Molecule: messenger RNA, 2467 nt
Organism: Leucoraja erinaceus (little skate)
Lineage: Eukaryota; Metazoa; Chordata; Chondrichthyes; Rajiformes; Rajidae
Exons: 22
Coding region: 9-1286 (425 amino acids)
Cellular component (GO): cytoplasm
Source: RefSeq, a predicted model, not a curated record
CAGAGACCAUGGUGCCUGCGAUUCUCCUCUUGCUCACCCUGCUUGCCAUCGGAGGCGACUGCGGGAGAAGAAGACAUGCCUCCCCCCAAUGUCUGGAGUUCGACAUCCUGUGCAAAGCUGAUGAUUUUGAGGUACGUCGAUACAACGAGUCGGUCUGGGUCGGCACGCAGGUGAACGGCAGCAAUCGCCGGGCGCUCAUAGAGGCCAGGAGAACCUUGAGAAAGUACACAACAGGCUCCAACGUGGAAGGGGCAUGGAUUGGAAGGACAGGGCAACUGCUUACCUCCGUGGCCGAGAAUGGAGAAAGGAACCUGUUCAUGCUGCUUCCCACAGAGGAGCAGAACAACCCUCGAACACCCACAGACCCUCAGGUGUUUAUCCGACGUUUCCCGAGUAUGGAGGUGUUCGUCAGGAAUCUUGGGUUUGGGAAUGCCGAACUGGAAAGCAGUCUCUUUAACCAGACACUCACCGAUGAGGGUGCCCAGUUCAAUGACACCACCUUCUUUGUAUCGUUCUGCAGAAGAGGCCGGCGGGGACGUGCAGGACCGAGGAUGAAACGUUCAUCCAGCGAGAGCAACAGUGACGAAGCAUCAGAUGCGUCUGGGAGCGACAGUAACGAUGCUUCCGGGGACAGCAACUCAGACGAGGAGGACAGACGCAGACGCAGACGCUCGGCCGUGGCACUGAGGGUGGCGAGGAGCGACAGUGACGAAGCAUCAGAUGCGUCCGGGAGCGACAGUAACGAUGCUUCCGGGGACAGCAACUCAGACGAGGAGGACAGACGCAGACGCAGACGCUCGGCCGUGGCACUGAGGGUGGAGAGGAGCGACAGUGACGAAGCAUCAGAUGCGUCCGGGGACAGCAACUCAGACGAGGAGGACAGACGCAGACGCAGACGCUCGGCCGUGGCUCUCAGGGUGGCGAGGAGCGACAGUGACGAAGCAUCAGAUGCGUCCGGGAGCGACAGUAACGAUGCGUCAGAUGCGUCCGGGGACAGCAACUCAGACGAGGAGGGCAGACGCAGACGCAGACGCUCGGCCGUGGCACUCAGGGUGGCGAGGAGCGACAGUGACGAAGCAUCAGAUGCGUCCGGGAGCGACAGUAACGAUGCUUCCGGGGACAGCAACUCAGACGAGGAGGACAGGCAUAGACGCUCAGCUGCAGAGGAGCUGGACUUCAUGUCGGGAAUUGAUACGAGGAGACGCCGAGCUCCUGGUCGCCAGAGGCCCAAGAGCAGAGAGAUCUGGUUCAUCGCGACUGGGAACUCCAACUGCCCCAUCCCAUGAGCCAGGCGCGGACUCAUGGACGGAGAAUCACGGCUUCGCUUCACGCUACACACGCUUUCCCUCGCUGCUAAACUGCACCCAGUCGCCGGCUCCCCGCGACCAUCGUCUGUCGACUGUCCUCCCCAAAUCAUAGAGCACCAGCUCCGUGCAACAUCUCCUGCCUGGAUAUCUCCCAGUGGCUCCGCUGUGAUCCAGAACAUCGGACCCAGGCAGAGGAAGGUCCGUGGCCAUGAGAAGAACCAGGCCAUCACUGCCCACCUCCAGUCUGGUGGCACCCCGAGUGACACUAUUCAAGAGGAGAGAUCUACCCGCCCCAGGGUCAACAAGCAUCAGACCAGGAGACCCUGAUUACAUUCAUCCUUGGACAUUCCUGACAUUUCAGAUUCAGAUUCAGAUUCAAUUUUAAUUGUCAUUGUCAGUGUACAGUACAGAGACAACGAAAUACAUUUCCCAAAGACUCCCUGCACACUCCUCCUGAAUCCCCCCCCCCAUACCUUGGACAUUCCCAAUGUUCCUUCUGGCUUCCUUGGGCAUUCCCAACAUUCCUCUGAGAUCCCUUGGACAUUCCCAACAUUCCUCUGAGAUCCCUUGGACAUUCCCAACAUUCCUCUGAGAUUCUUUGGACAUUCCCAACAUUCCUCUGAGAUUCUUUGGACAUUCCCAACAUUCCUCUGGGAUCCCUUGGACAUUCCCAACAUUCCUCUGAGAUCCAUUGGGCAUUCCCAACAUUCCUCUGAGAUUCUUUGGACACUCCCAACAUUCCUCUGAGAUCCCUUGGACAUUCCUAACAUUCCUCUGAGAUCCCUUGGGCAUUCCCAACAUUCCUCUGAGAUUCUUUGGACAUUCCCAACAUUCCUCUGAGAUUCCAUGGAAAUUCCCAACCUUCCUCUUAGACUACUUGGACCUUCCGAAGAUUCCUCCUGAACCCCUUGGACGUUGCUCCUUGGACAUUCCCAUUUCUCCCAGAAUGCUUGGACUUUCCUGACGUCACCCCUGGACUCUGUGAAACUUCACCCCUUGGCGCCUGGAUGUCAAUGGGAACCUGGGCCCAACCCUGCCAUCAUCUGGGACCUGAGGUUUCAGCCACUGUUGCCUUCUCAAGGCCAGCACGUCACCCCCAUACUGACCCAACUCUGCUUCCACUGCACAACUUUCAAUAAAGCUUAUACUGUUUGCAUCAA